Sebastes umbrosus (honeycomb rockfish) is the source of this 2371-nucleotide messenger RNA. RefSeq lists its product as uncharacterized. Lineage: Eukaryota; Metazoa; Chordata; Actinopteri; Perciformes; Sebastidae. The transcript has 14 exons. The record is from RefSeq and is a predicted model, not a curated record. The coding region runs from base 1456 to 2169 and encodes 237 amino acids.
CCCAGUAGCCUACUGUUGUAUACCAGCAUUUAAAAUAAUAAUAAAAAAAUACGUUAAAUAUAACUGCACUGUGGUUAUCCAGUUAGGUUAUAAGGAUGAAAGCUCAGAAAAAAAAGCUAGCUAGUGGACAUUAAAUCAAGAUUAUUUUUGUCAAACUACUUUUCCAAAUGCCCAAAAAAUUACUUUUUCACUCCAAUAAAUAUAUAUAUUUUUUAACUUUAUUUCAUUGGUACCAUGUUACUUCAAUUUUCCCAGUAGCCUACUGUUGUAUACUAGCAUUUAAAAAUAAUAAUAAAAAAAUACUACAUUAACACAUUUCACAUCUCAUAUUACAGAAAAUACAUAAGGCUGUUGUUGUUAUCCUACUCUUGACCAGAAGGAAGUUAGCUUGACAUUAGUCAUCAGCUAUUCUGGAAUUAUUGCUCUCAAAACCAAAUCCAAUAUCAACCUAACUUCAUCUUGCCAGAAAAUAGUAGCUGCGUCACACUACGUCACUCUACGUGAGUUCUACGUACCGUUAGUUUAACGUUAAACUUGGACUGAGAAAACGUCGUGUUUAUGCUGUUGUUUACAUUUUAUGUGUCAAACGUUUUUGUUCCCUUGGAAACGCCACCGUGUCCGUGUAGUGGAAACCUCAACCUGACGUCCUGACAUCUUUUUUAACCAGUUAUUAGCGAGAUGUAUGGACCCUGGAAAGCAAGAAGAUCCUGUCAAACCUGGACUGAUCAGCUGGUCAACCAACAAUUCUGCAGGGCAUUGACCCACAGUCCACCCUGCAGUGAAGGCGACAACAAAAGGCAUCCUUUCUCUGCCAAAACAUAGGUGACAGGUGCAGACCAGAUCUCUAUGCACUGACAAAAUACAGACUCUGCUGUGCCAACACAGGCAGACAAGAUCCAAAGACGCAUCGAAACAACAAAAACCAAACAUCACAGCGUUCCCAAAUGUCACAUUAUUGUGUGUUGUACACGGACAGAAGCUAACGAGACGGGGAGACAGGAACGUGAUUCUCCUUGGAGAGAGGCAAUUUUUCGCUGCCGCGUCCGAGUCCAAAAAUAACAAAGAACAAAGGCGGAUAAAUGAGCUGCCGCUACUGCUGCUGCUGCUGCUGCUGCCGCCGCGUCAAGACAUAACCAUCCCUGCCUCAUCUAUAGCGGGCACACACAUCUAAACACACAGACACACACACACACAGUGGACAGCAAUAAAGACAGAGCAAAGAAGCAUGAUGAUGGGAAUUGAUGGCUGGAUAGAGAGUGAGGAGAAAAGGGGUGACCGGUUGGAGUCCAUCAAUGAUGAUGGGUUGAGUCGUAGAGAUGCUGACAUCUUUGGAGAUGAUUGAUUCGCCCCGUCUGGCCAGAGAGGAGUGGAGAGCAGAGCGGAGCUGCAGCCUCCCCGGGGCUGCAGCUUCCUGCCGCCCUGCCAUGGCACCACCACAGUGUCACUUCAACAGUGAUGGAGCCCCCAGCCCCCCCCACACCCCUCCCAGUCUCCCCCCACACCCCUCCCAGUCUCCCAUCUCUUGUCUCCAGCAAGCUGCUGCAAUCAGCACAGGCCCUGAUUGGACUUGGGCAGGACAGAUUGGGAAGCCGUGAUGGCGGCACAGAAGUUGAGGGAGAAGCUAUUUAUCCCAGACGGAUCAGGAGGUGUGUGACGGAGGUGUGGACGGUUGCUGCAGUUCUUACAUGGACUAGACCAGUGGUUCCCAAACUAGGGGUUGAUGAGCUGAAUCUACGGGGUUGUGAGAGCAGCAGAGGAGAGGCUGCUGACUGGGAGCAGGAGGGGGAUUUGGCAGCAAGGUGUUGGAAGGCGAUGCACUCCUCCCGGUCUCUCUCUCUGUCCAUCUCUCCAUUUCCGUCCUGGCUCUCCCCCCUUACCCCACCCUCCACCUCUCUCUCACCCUGUAUCAUACUUCAUUUGCUCCAGAUAACACAUCAGCUUCAACGCCCAUCCACAAACUCUGUCACCAUGAUGCCCACAGAUGGCAACUUCCUGUGGUCCUGCCCAGUGAUUGGUGGAGAGACUUCCAAACAGAGAACAGCUGGUCUCGCUGUUAAUGGAAAGGAGAACUAUACACUUUCAACACCAGAGGGAGCCAUUUCGAACCAAAUGGACCACAAGACUUUAUGUGACCCGCCAAGAUACCACACCACAGUAACCCACAACUAAGGACCACCUGAAGUGUCCCAGACUUCCUCCACGUCCCCAAACCACCAACGUCUAACACACGGACACCGUGGCCAUUAGACAAGUCUGACCUCCUCUGACCUUUGAUCCUGCAACUCUCUCCAGGCCAAGGUGUGGGGUCGCUUUUCAACCAUGCCUCUCUCAUGCAGAGCGAUGGAUCCCGAAGCGGCAGCCGGGGCUGGUG